AGGGUGUAGUGCCCAGCUCUGCCAACGCCGGGCUGGCGCCGGUCCCCCCACGGCGCUCCUCCUCGGCCCAGGGCGCCCGUGCCAUGGGCCCUCGCAGUGGGCUGCUGGCCGCGGCCUGCCUGGUGCCGGCCGCGGCCGCAGCGCGGGCGCCCCCCGAGGCGGCGGAGAUGACGGCCGACGGGUCCUCAGCCCUGGAGCCGAGACCACCCGGGCCGUCCUCGGCGCUCGAGCGAGCGCGCGGCCGCCGCAGUGCCGCCCCCGGCGGCAGCUCCUCGGAGGCGGAGGGCGCAGCCGCGGCCGCUGCCGAGGGCGGCGGCUUCACUCCGGCGCUGGCCGAGCGGGCGGAGGAGGAAGAGGGGAGGCGGGCGGCAGCCCCUCGGCCGCCGCCUCGGGCGGCGGCCACGGCACGCGCGAGAACAGGCCAUGCCGCUUCGCGGGGGGGCGCGGCCGGACGAGGCGUAAGCCGGGCAUGUCCCCCCACAGAAAGAGUCGUCGAGAAUGGUUCGAAAAUAGUCUGGGGACGAUGCGUCGUGCUCUUCUGGCAAUUCGCUUUCGCGUGUUUUGACGAUGCCUGAUUUGUCCCCUAGGUUCCGCCUGUAGGAGGGCAUGCCCGACCAGAGACGAGGCCUCCAUCUCGUCCGUUCGGCGGAUGGGAAUUAAUGCUACCUCAGGCAGACCUGCACCGUAAGGAGCUCCUUCUGCAGUUGCAUGUUCGUGACAAGGACAGGUUGCCAGUGAACAUGGACGGCCUCUUACCAUCGGAGAUCGCGGCGGAGUUCAUUGCCACGAUGUUGCUCGUCAUCGUGGGCUGUGGCAGCGCUUGCGGGGCCGCGACCAAGGAUGGCCCGGCGUGGGUCCUCCAGGUGGCCCUGACCUUCGGGCUUGCCGUUACCGUGCUGGAGUGCACGAUCGGCCACUACACCGGCGGCCAGUUCAACUGCGCCGUUACUUUCGGGCUCGUUCUGGCUAGGAAAUUGUGCCCAAUCCAGGGCGCCUUGUACUUCGCGGCUCAGCUGGGGGGGUCGGUCACAGGUGCCCUUGUGUUGAGGGCGACGUGUUCCGAUACAGGCAAGGACCAGACUGGGAGUCUCGGGAGCAACUUCGUCAAGUCGGGCUUCUCCGCGGUCAGCGCGCUGCUGGGUGAGAUCGUCGGCACCUUCGUCCUGAUGUACGUGGUCAUGGAGACCGAGGUGAAUCCGCUGUCGGAGGCGUGGCGACCUUUCGCGCCACUGGCUAUUGGGCUCGCAGUGUCUCUUGCUCACUCCGUGCUCCUGCCGGUUGACGGCUGCUCGAUCAACCCCACGAGGUCGGUCGGCCCCGCCCUCGUCGCGGCGGUGAGCAUGCCGGCUGGCAGGGACAAGAGCCCCUUCAUGGACAUGUGGAUUUUCUGGAUUGGACCCCUGAUGGGCGCCACGCUCGCUGUCGGGGUAUCUUCCCUAAUGGUAGCGUGAUAUCGUGCCUGUCUGGGGACGACGCUGCUUCCAUUUGUCGGCGCAGCGUGUACACUAGACUACGUGCGGGUGUUGAGCAUUCAUAGGAAGGUCCAGGCUAGAACACGGGUGACUUUCGCUUGCCAUGCUCGAUUCCAGGACGUAGUCCUCGCCGCUGAGCGUGAGUGGCUUACUCUC
Messenger RNA from Prorocentrum cordatum, 1628 nucleotides. The record is from the annotation of a GenBank genome assembly. NCBI's taxonomy places the organism in Eukaryota, Dinophyceae, Prorocentrales, Prorocentraceae.